Messenger RNA from Cladocopium goreaui, 3976 nucleotides. NCBI's taxonomy places the organism in Eukaryota, Dinophyceae, Suessiales, Symbiodiniaceae. The record is from the annotation of a GenBank genome assembly.
AUGGCCAAGCUGGUGCAAAAACGACGUGUCGAGUUGCCAGCGGCGCUCCAUGAUGCCUUCCAAGACAUUGACGGCGAUGCCAUUGCCGUCUUGUUGGAGCAGCACCCGGAGUGGCGCAGCUCGGAGUUCACCUUCGAGGAUGGAGACCACGCCAGUGGCAAACACAUCACCGGCGGCCUGUUGUCUGCUGCGAUGCGGCUGACCCCGCACCACAUCAAUGAGUUGUUAGAGGUGUUGGUGGAAGAUUGUGGCAUUGGCUUCGAGAUACACACCAGUUUUUACGCUGGAAGCAGCCGACUGUUGUGGUCGGGGCCGGCCAUCCACGAUGCCAUUUGCAGUGGAAGUUUGGAAGCUGUGAGAUACCUAUUGGACCAUGAUGCGGACCCACGCUCUGGUAGCACCUUUGGCGAUGCGCAAGGGGCCACGGCCUUGUGGCAGGCGGCUUUCAAUGGCUACAGCACCAUUGUGUCGUUGCUGCUGGAUCGCAGCGCCGCCUAUGACAUCGAGACCACGUCCCCUUGGCAGGACCGGCCUGAGCAUUUGUUGACGCCGCUGCACGUGGCUGCACGCAUGGGACAUGAUCAGGUUGUGGAGGUCUUGAUCGAAACCGGAGCUCAAUAUGACACGCGUCGCUUGCAGAGGGAGGGAGGUUCAUCACCUUUGAGGGACGCCAUCCAAAGAUGUCACGUCGCGGUGGUGAAGCUCUUGGUCCAACGUGACGCCACAGUGCCACGCAAGGCCCUCUUUGAAAUUAACAACGAGGUGACCAUUGCUGCCGUGGCCGAAGGCCUAACACAAGCCUCAAAGCAGGCUGUGAAAGGUUGUUUGCUGCCCGUGGAAUGGCUCGGCAUGUUCCUCCGCACGCCCGGCCAUGCCCCGGCCCACAUUUUGAAUGCCAUUUUUCAGUGCCAUUCCUUGAAGUACUUUGACUUCGAGAAUCAGCGGCAAGAUGCAAACAUGGCACAUUUUGAGAAUGGCGCCUAUUUGAAUGUCAAGGAGGGCAUGCCCUUCGAGGAGUUCAACAGUUUUUUCGUGCAGCGUCAACAGCUAGGGAAGGACGGCCUUCGGCUGCUACGCGGCUUGGGCGUCGAGGUGGCGCGCCAAAGGAGAAGGACUGCAGAUCCUUCACAGGAUGAGGUGGAACGCUACGAACACGACAUAGCUAGCAGUGCACAGGUCAUGAAGCACUUGGAGGAAACGAACCAGCGCAGCAAUUUUCGGCUCCAGAGGCAGGGCUCGGAGUUGGUGGUGGAGCGAAAGAGUCGGAGUUCCUAUCUUUGCUUCCGCUCUGGCGAAAUCUUGCAAUUCGACUCCCUAAUGAACAACAGGACGUUCAUGGCCCCCGCGCGGGUCCUGCAAUGUAUCCUGCCGGAUGUGCUCAACAAUGAGUACGUGCUCUAUGCCAUUGCUCACGCGAGCAACGAGGAUAUCUUCGAGUUCCACGGCUGUCAGGCGAUAAUCUCCUUGGGCUGGAGCCAAGCCUGGCUGAGCGCCACCGUGGAUUCCGUCCUGAGCAUCAGCUUAGCGAUUUUUUUCGCUGUCAUUACCAUCUUUUUGAGCAGGGCCGAGCCAGCGAGUGCCUUUGGUUUCGUGCUGCUUGGUACCGCCGCAGUGCUGGUGACGGUGAAUUUAUUAAAAGAGCUGUGCUUGAUGCAGGGCAUGUUCUUGUUGGGAAAGCUUCGCCAGUAUUGGUUUCAGGUGGGCAAUUCACUGGACUGGUGUCGUUUGGUUCUGAGCUACAUGGUCUUGGCCUUCUUAGCUCUGGAGCCGGAGCAGUGGCAGCGACCUUCCAGCGACCUUAGCGUGUUGCUGGCCGUGACUGCGCUCUUCCGCUGGGGGGACGUGUUGACCACCUUCCGGGGCUAUCAGUGGGUCGGAGAGAAGGUUUUGCCCAUUGAGCGGGCACUGUUAUCCUCGCGUACCUUCGGGGCUAUCGUGAUGGUGGCCUGUUGCGCCUUCACCAACGCCUACGUUGCCUUGGGCUUGAGCGGCUCAGAGUCGAUCUUUCACAGUUUCUUCGUGAUUUAUCGCUUGGGAUUUCUCAGCGACCUGGAACAUCGAGUCUGGAAUUCCCAAGAUGAGGAUCCCGCCAGAGACAUGGCAGCCGUCCUUGGCAUCUUCACGGCUCUGAUUAUGACCGUGGUGAUGAUGAACAUCUUCAUUGGCAUUCUCUCAGAGAGCUAUGCCCAGGCAUACCGAAAUCGGCACCUCAGUUUCCAACGCGAACGCUCUCGCAUCGCCUUUGCACACAGUGUCAGGAAACGGGCCUAUGAUGCCUGGCGCAACUGCUGUUGCGCCUGCUAUCGGAAGGAAGCCGAUGAUUCCCUCAGAUCCUUGGACGAACAGAGCGGGAGGCCCAUCAGGCCCACGGAGCCCCAGGGCCACUUGGCCUACCAGGCCGCAAGGCCAAGUGGCCCUGUUGCGUGGUGGCCCUCCGUGGGCCUGAUGGGCCUGGUGGCGCCGAACGCUGCGAACAUCGGGUCGUUUGCCACGCUGGCUCCCUUCCUGGUGGAGCUUGUGGCAAAAAUGUCCAUCACACGACCGGAAGUCCUGCGGGUGACGCCGGCAUACAAAGCUUUUGAGAAGUGUGCGCAAGUUUUUCGUGCGGGUUCCAGUUCCAGCCAGUAUCAUAAGAGUCAGCAAAGUGACCGGAUUGGCCGCUUUUGGUCUUAUUCUUGGCAUGGCAGUCGCUGGAUGAAGGUUCUGACCUUGUUGGUGCAGUACAAUGGUUUGGCCUCCAUUCUCUUAGGUACUUUUGCUGCCUUUGUGAUGUUGCUGCUUUUUAGUUUGGGCCAUUUGCCUAUCUACGAGCGUCCUAGCUACAACGGUGAAGAAGGUGCCUCUUUAUGGAGCCUUGCGGUUGGCCUCCUGGUUUCCAUCGUAAGUUUCACCUCGUGGAAAUCGCGACAACAGGUGUUCUUGGAUCGCAUUUGCAUCAACCAUGAGGACGCCGACAUGAAAACAGAAGCGAUUUUCAGCCUUGCCGGAAUGUUGAAAGCAUCAAAGGAGUUGCUGGUUCUUUGGGACACCAGCUGGAGCGACAGGCUUUGGUGUUUGUUUGAAUUGGCAGCAUUUUUAAAAUCCAAGAAUGCGGAGAAUAGCAGAAGAGUGCUGAUCAUCAGGCCCACUCUCGUAGGCCCCUGCUCAAUCGCCUCCUUCUUGACUACUUGGUCCGGCAUGUUUGGGUUAUCAAUGUUUCCACUGUCUGGUUUCGGCGCGCUGCUGAUAGCAAUGUCUGGUUUCUGGGCCAUCGUGGCUUUUCGUGGUUAUUUUUCCGCAGUGGAAAUAUUGGAGGAGAAGCUGAACUGCACCAGUUUCGACAGCGUCAGGAGUGCAUGCUGCGAUGCACAGCAUGUGGACGAACAGGGCAAUCAGCUGCUGUGUGAUCGGGAGGUGUUGAAGCAGUGUGUGGCCAUCUGGUUCGGUAGCACCCAAGCCUUUGAAGAUUUCCUGCGUACGGAGGUGUCGCAGACCGUCGUCCGAGAUUUGCGAGAAAAUGUCUUCACGACAACUUGGGCCUUGCAAGUCACAUCGCCUAUUUUGUGGACCUUCAUGGAUUUUAUCGCUGCGCAUGCACGUGAGGGUCAGUGGCUCCCUCUCUUUGACAAGUUUGUAUUGCAGAGCCUCCUGGGGCGGCCCUCUACCUGACUUCUUCCUGAAACUUGCUCUAUUGCUGGUGCUCUGCUUAGCACUUUGGUUCCAGCUUGGGAUUUACAUUUUGAUUUACGUAAGGGUUCAGAAUCUGGUCAUUCGCCCGCUCGCCUUCGCCGGCUCCAUGUUGCUAAUCUACUUCAUGGCCCGUGCUUUCAAACGUGCCUGUGCAACAGGUGCCACAGGCGCAGGUGGCAAAGACGCCCGUGCUGAUGCAAGUCAGCAGUGCCCUACUGAGCCGCACGGAAGUUCCACAUUCAUCGGGCGCUCUCAGAUGUGAGUAUCUCUUUUGACUUUGUCAUGCUUUGAUGGAAGAUGAUUGUGG